CUCUGGCUCUGGCUCCAAGUCCCUGUCAUGUAGCCUUCUCAUUCACGAGAAGAGCUUCUCACCCUUCCCUCCUCUCAUUCACAACCCUGCAUCACCAAAACUAGACCAAAAGAAAAUGACAGAGAAAAAACAAUCCACAUGCACCCUUUUUAAUAUUUUACGAUACAAAAAGAUGUUUGCUACUGCACAAUAAUAGCAUUACCACCCCUCCCUAAUCCAUUGCUUUGCUUCCAAAUUUUAGACUUCCUUUCCUUGCAGUGCAUAGUUUGUAUGAUUCAACCUCUUCACCACCAAAUCCACCCUAUAUUUCUUGCUUCUCUUUCCCAGUCCCUCAACUUUAUUCCACCCCGGUAGUCUCUCUUAUAGCUUCUUUCUCUCCUCCUUGCACUUUCUUAUCCCCCCUGUAAUCUUCUUCUUUCUUGCUGGAUUUCUCCAUCAGAAUCCCGAAACCCUUCCCUUCCCUUCACGUUCGGAUCCUUCUUUUCUUCACCCGCGGGAAAGAGGAGAGAGUCAGGGGAUGACGAGGCUCUUUCGAUCCAAAUCUUGUGGACUCCUGGGAACGACAGAGUUCAACAGGGCUCAGCCGAGACCUCUCUUCCACAUUUCUGCCAACGACUGCAUCGACGUGGUAGAGUACGACGAGGAAGAAGAAGAAGAGGAGGAGGAGGAGGAGGAGGAGGAAGAAGAGGAGGAGGAGGAGGAGGAAGAGGAGGAAGAGGAGGAAGCGGAAGAGGAAGACGAAUACAUGGGAAAGAAUGGAGGCGGUGGAGGAAGAAAGUGGGAGAGGCAGCAGCAGAUGCCGAUACUGGACAUUCUGGUGGGAGUGUUGAGGAAGUCGCUGGUGACAUGCAGCGUGGAGAGAGACGAGCUCUCCUCCACUGACAUCAGCUGGCCUACAGAGGUCCGCCACGUCUCCCACGUCACUUUCGACCGCUUCAAUGGCUUCCUCGGCCUCCCCACCGAGCUCCGGCCGCACCUCCCUCCCAAGGUCCCUAGUGCCAGUGCCAGCGUAUUUGGAGUUUCUGCCAAGUCAAUGCAGUGUUCAUAUGAUGAGAGAGGGAACAGCGUACCAACAAUUCUUCUAAUGAUGCAAAGGCGACUAUAUGCGGAAGGAGGGUUGAAAGCAGAAGGAAUAUUCAGAAUAAAUGCAGAGAAUAGUCAAGAAGAGUACGUAAGGGAACAGCUCAACAAAGGUGUUGUGCCUCAUGGAAUAGAUGUUCACUGUUUGGCUGGUUUAAUUAAGGCAUGGCUCAGAGAGCUUCCAACGGGGGUUCUUGAUUCUCUCACACCGGAACAAGUUAUGCACUGCAACACAGAAGAAGAGUGUAGUCGGCUAGUAAAAUUACUCCCUCCAACAGAAUCAGCCCUGCUUGACUGGGCCAUCAACUUGAUGGCCGACGUGGUGCAGCAUGAGACACACAACAAGAUGAACGCGCGGAAUAUCGCCAUGGUUUUUGCACCCAACAUGACUCAGAUGGCCGAUCCCUUGACUGCAUUGAUUCAUGCAGUGCAAGUGAUGAACUUCCUCAAGACGCUCAUCUUAAAGACACUCAGAGAGAGGGAAGAAACAGUUCGCAAGGUCAGGUUGCCUCUGCUGUCCUUGAAUUGUCCGAGCAAUGAAAUCAUCGACCAUCCCGCAAUGAUCUCAGACGGACACAGAUCUCAUGAUCAAACUCCGGGUGCUCGUUUAGUCGAGGGGCCAGUGGCAAUGAAUCACUUGAACGGCGGCACAUUGGAUGAGUUGGAAACAUCAACAAAGAAGGGAUCUGCAGGAUGCCAAACGGGAAGUGUCAAAGAGGAGGAGAUGGAGUCGUCAAGUAGCGGCACCGUGGCUAGGUUGGAGGCUGGAGACGUAGAAGAUGGGAGCGGGGACUGGCUGAGUUUGAGAAAAGGAGUGAGGAAGUUGUGCAGGCACCCGGUGUUCCAGUUGAGCAAGCCAGCGAAGAAGACGAGAAGUUACGGGACUGUAAAUAGUAGAGGAGGUGGGGAAGGAGAAACUUGGGCAUGAGAUGUAAGCGUUGGUACGUGUGUCAGUUCAUUGCCGUUUGUAUUGUGUAAGUAAUAUGAGUAGCCAAAGAUACAAAACGUGGGAAUGCAGUAAUUUAGAGAAGCUGUGUGUAA
Messenger RNA from Syzygium oleosum, 2121 nucleotides. Its product is annotated as rho GTPase-activating protein 3. The transcript has 5 exons. The record is from RefSeq and is a predicted model, not a curated record. NCBI's taxonomy places the organism in Eukaryota, Viridiplantae, Streptophyta, Magnoliopsida, Myrtales, Myrtaceae. Gene Ontology annotation, biological process: signal transduction. Bases 518 to 2008 code for a protein of 496 amino acids. Gene Ontology annotation, molecular function: GTPase activator activity.